AUGCGUCCAACCACCUCGGCCAACCAUCUGGAGUUUUACAAAGAAAUGACCUACCCCUGGGUUGACAAGGAGGCUCCCAUAUGCUCCAACCAAACACUAUGCCCUCGAAACCCCAACUACACCUGGGACGAUUACUUCGAUUGCCUCCUCAAUAAGGGCGUCAAGAAUUUCGUGCUCGGCGGCCUCAUGAUGGUGGGGAGUGACAUCUGGUUCGUCAUCGAGUUCAAAUCACCGAGCCGAUGGAGUAAAUCUGGGUUCAUGGCUCUGAGGGAGAAAGUACGAGCUCGAGGUGGCAGGAUACUGGGUGACGUGAUCGAUGCGCAAUACGGGUAUGGCGAGCCUUUCAACAAGACGCGCUUUCGCCAGAAUGCUGCCAAGUUCGUGGAGUACUUCCCCGUCGACGGCUUCAGGAUAGCGGAUUUCCUCCCCUAUUCUGAUCAGACCCCCCAACAUGUGAAGGAGGCCUUGGAGGCUAUCAAUGAACUGAAGUUGAUUUCUUCGAUCCGGUGA
This is a messenger RNA of Perkinsus marinus ATCC 50983, 510 nucleotides long. RefSeq lists its product as hypothetical. The transcript has a single exon. The record is from RefSeq and is a predicted model, not a curated record. Bases 1 to 510 code for a protein of 169 amino acids. Lineage: Eukaryota; Perkinsozoa; Perkinsida; Perkinsidae.